Molecule: messenger RNA, 1603 nt
Organism: Corythoichthys intestinalis (scribbled pipefish)
Lineage: Eukaryota; Metazoa; Chordata; Actinopteri; Syngnathiformes; Syngnathidae
Gene: vdac1
Product: voltage-dependent anion channel 1
Exons: 9
Coding region: 152-1003 (283 amino acids)
Biological process (GO): monoatomic anion transmembrane transport
Cellular component (GO): mitochondrial outer membrane
Molecular function (GO): voltage-gated monoatomic anion channel activity
Source: RefSeq, a predicted model, not a curated record
UCUUGCUCCCCGGCUGCAUCUUUGUCUGUGUUGCGUGGCUCUCAACGUGCUCUACGUGGAGCAACCUCCUUCCUCUUCUUCUUCAUCCUUUCUCAUCCCCUCUCGCCGUGACAUCCCACACACUCCCAACGGGAAACCACGCAUUGAGAUAAUGGCUGUACCUCCAAUCUACGCCGACCUGGGAAAGUCCGCCCGGGAUGUUUUCACUAAGGGAUACGGCUUCGGGCUCAUCAAGUUGGACUUAAAAACAAAGUCUGAGAACGGACUGGAAUUCACCAGCACGGGCUCGGCUAACACAGAGACCAACAAAGUGGCUGGCUCUCUGGAGACCAAGUACAAGUGGGCAGAGCACGGGCUGACCUUCACGGAAAAGUGGAACACUGACAACACGUUGGGCACCGAAAUCACCAUCGAAGACCAGAUGGCCAAGGGUCUGAAGCUGACGAUUGACUCUUCCUUCUCGCCAAACACAGGCAAAAAGGGCGGCAAGCUCAAGACUGGCUACAAGCGCGAUCACAUCAACCUGGGCUGCGACGUCAACUACGACAUCAAUGGUACGGCCGUGCACGGCGCCGGCGUAGUGGGCUACGAGGGCUGGCUGGCCGGCUACCAGGUGACCUUCGAGGCCGGUCGCAACCGGAUCACCCAGAGCAACUUUGCCGUUGGGUACAAGACGGACGAGUUCCAACUGCAUACCAACGUAAAUGACGGCACAGAGUUUGGCGGCUCCAUCUACCAGAAGGUGAACGAGCAGCUCGAGACCGCCGUCAAUCUGGCCUGGACCGCCGGCAACAGCAACACCCGCUUUGGGAUCGCUGCCAAGUACCAGAUUGAUCCAGACGCCUCCUUCUCUGCAAAGGUGAACAACUCUAGCCUUAUAGGCCUCGGGUACACUCAGACCCUUAAACCAGGCAUCAAGUUGACGCUGUCCGCCCUCCUCGAUGGCAAGAACGUCAACGUCGGCGGCCACAAGCUGGGACUGGGCCUUGAGUUCCAGGCGUAGGGCAACGGCUCACAUCUCGCCGACGGGCCCUCCAGCCAACUCCCUGCAUUCCCUCGUUUAAAUUAAAAAUAAUUUCACCCUCACAACCCCACCCCUUCCUUUUCCUCUACCUCUAGACGUGCCACAGCUGGAGGCAAAGCCUUUCAGGGAGCGGCGCCCUCAUUUAAAGGACCACGUUUAAGGGAAUAUUUAAUAUUUUGAAACGAGCGAGAACAAAACUGCUCAGUGGGGAAAUUUGAAGCGUGUAGCUCUCCCGGGAACAAGUAGCCUUGAGCACAUCCGAAUUUUCAGUUUUGUGCGUGUCCAUUGUGUAGGAAGAAAAGUAUUUCUCGCCCAUGAGAGCAAGUCGGAUGCGUGCGCACGCACACAUACCGCAAUGUGUACAAUGUCUUGUCUUGUUACAUAUAGCAUAACAAAAUGUUAUUUUACGAACAGAAGUGUAGUUAAUUCCACCUGUGAAGUCUUAAGACGUGCUCGAUCAAAAUGGACACUUUUGAAUGAAAGUUACUGGAGCUAAACAGGAAGUGGUGGUCUUCAAUGGAUGCUUAAUAGUGUUCCUGAUGGUAUUGUCAUUUCCUGAAUAAAGAACAUCUCAAACCA